GUGCACAGAGGGUGCAAUGGCUCACAGCCAGGUGAGCAAGAGAUCUCGGAGCAGGAGCCAGAGCGCCUCUCGGAGCAGGCAAGACGUGCAGGAGCAGGACAAGCAGCCAAAGCAGAGGCGGAAGAGCAGCAAGGGCUGCCGUGGCCGCAGGAGCCGCUCUCCUGCCAGCAAAAGGCCCCUCGAAUCCCACAGGCUCAGGAUGAGCUCAGCCUCGGCCAAAGAAGCGAAAAAGAAGAAAAAGGAGAAGAAGAGGAGAAAAGCCAGCAACACCUCCUCCUCCGAGACCACCUCCUCUUCUGGAUCCUCCUCCUCUUCUCCGGAAGAAUCCAGUGACGGCGAGCCCAAGCCCAAGCGGAGGAAGCAAAGCAAGAAGAAGCUGACCAAAGAGAAAGAUAAAAAGCGGAAGAGGAGGAGGAGGAAGAAGAAAGCCAAAAAGGAAGCAAAGAAGAAACUGAAGGAGAGGGAGAAAGGAGAGGGGAAGCCGAGGGGAGAGGAGCUGCCUGGCCCCUCCCUGGACCAGUGGCAGAAGGAGACGGGGGCAGACCCCGGGCCAGCCCUGACGGAUGAGCAGAAAUCCCGCAUCCAAGCCAUGAAGCCAAUGACGAAAGAGGAAUGGGACGCCCGGCAGAGUGUGGUCAGGAAAGUCAUUGACCCGGAAACAGGAAGGAUGAGACUUAUUAAGGGAGACGGCGAGAUCCUCGAGGAGAUUGUGACGAAGGAGAGGCACAAGGAAAUCAACAAGCAAGCCACCCGGGGAGACGGCCUUUCCUUCCAGAUGAGGACAGGGAUGCUGCAGUAACCAGCCGGCCUCCCGCCGGCGUGCCAAAGACGGGUUUCUGCCCACCUGCAAAGGCCUUGCUGGAAACAGGCUCAGGGCCCUUUUGUCCUUAAGACAUCAGCACUCCACGGACAAACAUGUGGGAGGAUGCCAGGAGAGAGGCCGGACCACCGGUGCCUGCCAUCACCUGAUGCACGUCUUGCUCUAGCCCCCCCUCCUCAGGGACCCCCCCCCCCCGAGGCUCUCUGGUCAUGUCUGGCAGCUCGCUUCCUCUUAGAGAAACCGGAACGGAGCUCUUCCAAAGUCGAGGGGAGUGGAUG
Molecule: messenger RNA, 1098 nt
Organism: Elgaria multicarinata webbii
Lineage: Eukaryota; Metazoa; Chordata; Lepidosauria; Squamata; Anguidae
Gene: ARL6IP4
Product: ADP ribosylation factor like GTPase 6 interacting protein 4
Exons: 5
Coding region: 17-799 (260 amino acids)
Source: RefSeq, a predicted model, not a curated record